UAUUAUCGUGCCCCCGAACUCUUGUUCGGUGCACAGCUAUACACUUGCGCCAUCGACACGUGGAGUGCCGGCUGUGUGCUGGCUGAGAUGCUACGUCAGCAGUCGUUAUUCAUGGGCAGCGACUCUGUCGAUCAGUUAGUCAAGGUAAUCCGAGUGCUAGGCACUCCGAGUGCCGAGGAUAUCGCAAGCAUGAAUCCUAUGUAUGAGUCCUACAACUUCCCUGACGUGCAGGCCUGCCCCGUUAAACUGUUCUUCCCUCGCCACACACCCGCCGAUUUGCUCAAUCUUAUGUGCCAGAUGCUUGUUUACAAUCCUACGCUCCGAAUGUCCCCCAGGGCUGGCCUGGCUCAUGCUUGCUUCGAUGAGCUCCGUCAACUCGGGCCACAGGUAUGUAGAAUGAGCCUUUCCGGCUGUGGGAUGAUAUGGACGUAG
Molecule: messenger RNA, 432 nt
Organism: Protopolystoma xenopodis
Lineage: Eukaryota; Metazoa; Platyhelminthes; Monogenea; Polystomatidea; Polystomatidae
Source: the annotation of a GenBank genome assembly